Molecule: messenger RNA, 936 nt
Organism: Sus scrofa (pig)
Lineage: Eukaryota; Metazoa; Chordata; Mammalia; Artiodactyla; Suidae
Product: olfactory receptor 4P4-like
Biological process (GO): G protein-coupled receptor signaling pathway
Cellular component (GO): membrane
Molecular function (GO): G protein-coupled receptor activity; olfactory receptor activity
Source: RefSeq, a predicted model, not a curated record
AUGGAAAACCAGAGAAACAUCUCAGAGUUCAUUCUUUUGGGACCUUCUUAUGAUCAGAACAUACAAACAUUUUGCUUUGUACUCUUCUCAUUCUGUUAUAUUUCCCUGUUGAUAGGAAACCUUCUGAUCCUUAUAUGCAUUCAAUGCAGUCCUCUUUUUAACCAACCGAUGUAUUAUUUCCUUACCCAUUUAUCUUCCAUUGACAUCUGCUAUACCUCUAGUGUUACACCCAAAUUAAUUGGUGACCUGCUAGUGGGGAGAAAAACCAUUUCUUAUGAUAAUUGCAUGUUACAGGUCUUUGCUAUGCACUUCUUUGGCAGUAUCGAGGUCUUUAUUCUUACUGCCAUGGCCUUUGAUCGCUGCAUUGCCAUCUGCAAACCUCUCCAUUACAUGCUUAUUGUGAACAGGACAAAAUGCAAUCUUAUAGCCUUGGCUGCUUGGGGUGGUGGAGCGGUGCAUUCCUUUCCUCAAUUGUCUAUGACACUCCAGUUGCCUUUUUGUGGUUCUAAUGAAAUUGAUCACUAUUUUUGUGACAUCUUUCCUUUGCUUAAAAUUGCUUGUACUGAUACUUAUAUCACUGGUGUUCUUGUGGUUGCCAAUUCAGGAACAAUAGCCUUUGUAAGUUUUGUUGUCUUAUUUGUUUCUUAUGUUAUUAUACUAUUCGCCUUAAGAAAUUACUCAACUGAGGGAAAACGAAAAGCCCUCUCUACCUGUGCAUCUCAUAUCUCUGUGGUCAUCUUAUUUUUUGGACCUUCAGUUUUUGGUUACCUUAGACCUCCUAUUUCUUACCCUGAGGAUAAAGUAUUUGCACUAUUUUAUACCAUCAUUGCUCCUAUGUUCAAUCCCUUAAUCUAUACAUUGAGAAAUACAGAGAUGAAAAAUGCCAUGAGAAAAGUUUUGUGUCAAAGAUUAUUUUCAAAGGAAUCACACAAUUAA